GAUCAGAAGGAGACAAGAGCCAUGGCAACCAGAGGCAGAGCUAAACCAAUCUUGAUCUUGGCAUUUCAACUGCUUCUCAUUGGUGGCUUAGUCCCGUCUGUUUGCAUGGAGUGGAGUGGAAGAGGAACGCUUGCCGACUACGAAGUGGCAUCCUUUGACAAUCCCAUCGAGAAAACAGUAACGGUGACAACUCAGCUGGAUCAUUUUGCUGUACAACCAGAAACGGGAGACGUGUACGUCGGCGCAGUGAAUUACCUGUAUAAACUGAACAAGGAGUUGAAACAGGUCACUAACGUUAGCACAUGCUCGGAAGACACUUGCUUGAGUUACAAUAAGGUUCUGGCGUUGCAUGCUGGUAUGCUUAUCACUUGUGGCACUGAGCGGCCCAAUUCAGAUCAGUGCCAGUUGAGAAGUCAGGAUGAUCUAGAAGGUGAUGGAAGCAGGAGAGGCCGAGUUGUAGCAUUUGGUACAAAAUCAACAGCAAGUAUUAUUGCACCUGUGGGUAUGAACCCAAGCACUCCAAGACUGUAUAUCGCAAAUACUUAUUCUACUGAGGGAGACUAUCAGGACAUUCAACCUAUUGCAAGACGACUGGUUUCAAGUGGCGGAGGGUUCAUGUUUGCCGAUUCUGGGACAGAUGCAGUUCAAUUCACAAGUGGCUAUACAGACGGUAGCAAUCCAUUUCCCAUCAGUUAUGUCAGUGUGUUUAAUUGGAAAGGGUUCACCUACUUUGCCACUUUCCAAAAGGAAGAUUUGCCACCAUUAAGUGCUCACAUUUCAAAACUAACUCGCCUCUGCCACAAUACUGACAAUGUUCGCUCUUACACAGAGAUUCUCAUUGAGUGUAGAGGACCCAGUGGACUGUUCAGUUUGAUACAGGCUGCUCAUGUUGGACCAGCAGGCCCACAUUUGGAGGAGUCAUUAGCAUUGGAUGACAAUGAUCAGGUGUUAUAUGCUGUGUUUGCAAGGGACAAACAAGCUGGAACCAGUAAUAAUCCAGUUCCCGCGGCUGACUCUGCACUGUGUGUUUACAAGAUGAGAGACAUUGAAGCUGCAUUCAGCGAGGCUGUCCGGGGAUGUAUUCAGGAUAAUGAUGAUAACUAUGAAAUAGGCAUAUUCACGGGAACAGUCUGUGGUAACCAGCCAAGUGUCGAUCCCGAGUCGUUUCUCUGCAAUACUGGGAACCAUUACCGAUAUGCCACUGGGAUAACUCCAGUUGUUGGCACAUCAGUCGUACAUCUGCCAGGCCAUUUAGCAUCGUCCAUUAUCACCAGCACUGAAUACAACCACACCAUGGCUUUCAUCGGAACAACAGAAGGGCAACUCUUGAAGGUGCACAUUGAGAGUAGUACCCUUGCCCGACUCUACGAGAGUGUAACACUUGAUGGAGAACCAGUUAUGAAAGAUACAAUGCUGAAUGAGACUAAGGAAGAGGUGUUUGUACUCACAGAACAACAGCUGAUCAGGAUGCGUGUUGAGAAUUGUGGUCGGUACACAACCUGUGAGGCGUGUAUUGGGACUGAUGCAGGGAAUGAUGGAGACCCAUACUGUGGAUGGUGCACUCUGGAAAGAAAGUGCACUCGAUACCAUGACUGUCCACUGCAGGAUGUGUCGACUCGUUGGUUGGCCUACAACGAUGCCCAGUGCAUUGAAAUCAGUCAAGUCAUUCCCCAUAACAGCCUGCCAAUCACGCUGACUGAUCAGCAGAUAAUGUUGACAGUGCAGCAGUUACCAGCUCUGCUUGAUAGCUGGCAGUAUGAGUGUCGGUUUGAAGAACAUUUCACGAGCCAGGCAACCAACUACAAUGGAGAUAGCUUCAAUUGCAUGACACCACCAGCAAGCAACAUACCUGCAAUACCAAGUGGAGAAGACCAUGUGACAGUUACACUGAGCGUCAUGUCUACAGAGACAAGUGUGGACUUUGUCGAUAUCGACUUCAGCUUCUACGAAUGUGACACCCACAAAACCUGUGUGUCCUGUGUUGGAAGCGAGUGGGCCUGUAAUUGGUGUGUGUUUGAGAACAAAUGUACUCAUGACAACUCUACGUGCUCUAAAAUGAAAGAAAUCUUCGUAACAGGACAAUAUAGUCGAGGAACUGCAAUGCAGGGACCUGUCUCAUGCCCUCAGCUCCAACCCCAACCUGGUGAAGUGCUGAUCCCUAAUGUCAUCCAAAGGGAGAUUAAUGUCACUGUUGACAACCUACCAGAUGCAUCAGAGACUACAAGCUUUCUGUGCAGCCUUGAUGUAGAGGGAUCUGCCCAGAGUGUAGCUGCAACUCGUGCUGAUUCAACUGUGACCUGUGACUCGAAAGCAUACAAUUACACAGCCACUGUGCAAGAAUUGAAUGCAUCUCUGACACUGCAGUGGACAGACAAGGAUAACGUCAUGCACACCCUGGAUGAUACAUAUGAUUUCACAGUGACACUGUACAAGUGUGAGGUCUUGCGUCCUGACUGUAGCCGUUGCAUUUCUGACGAAACUACCCGUGCUGAGCUGGGAUGCAUGUGGUGUGGGGAUACCUGUGGGGUGACAGAGAGCACUGUGUGCAUGACAGCUGACGAGAAGGUUACUCUGCAGGACAACCGGAACUGCCCUGAUCCAGUACUAAUGCAGGUGUAUCCGCUAUUUGGACCUUUUGAAGGGAACACUCUACUGACAGUGUCAGGGACUGACAUAGGACUGCGAUACAGUGACGUCAGAGAAGUGACACUCGGAGGCGAACAAUGCACUUUGGAGAAUUACGCGUACAGUACUGGAUACAGCGUCAGCUGUCGUACGCUAGAAGGGGCUGCAACACGCAGGCGACGCGAUGUGACACCACUAACCCUGCAAGUGAGGAUUACUGGUAGAGAUGGAACGAUGCAGACUAGUCAGGGAGACGUGACUUUUGGAUACAAGGACCCUGACAUUUCGGGUUUCAGUCCCGAGAUAGGUCCACAAUCUGGCGGCACUAGGCUGACAAUCUCCGGCCAAUCUCUGGAUGCUGGGAGGUUCAUCGAAGUGUUUAUUGAUGACAUGCAGUGUGCUGCUGAAAGAGCGAUAGUCACUGAUGACAGUAUCACCUGUAUCACAUCCCGUGCUGACAAUCUCGGUUCUUGGAUAGUGAAUGUCUCAUUUGAUGGAGCAGAAAGACUCUCAAUGGCCAACUAUACAUACACCGUGGAUCCAGAUGUGGAGGAAAUCAAUCCAUCUACCAGUGUCUUAGCUGGUGGUCGAGAGCUGACAGUCAACGGGUCUGGUUUCUCAAUCAUUCAACAACCACAGAUAGUCAUCACCUACGGGGAUAAUGAACAGGAGUUUGUCGGGAACUGUAGCGUGACAAGUGAUGACAAAAUGAUCUGCACUUCACCAGAAAUCAAUCUUCCCAAUCUGGUCCUGGAUGCGGACACCAGCGUGAACGUAACCACUGGCUUUAUCAUGGAUGCCGUGGAAGCCCUCCGAACCUGGUGCUCUGUCGACCAAAAUGAUGGCUGUACACCUCUGGAGUACUUCCAGAAUCCUGAAUACUACCCCUUCAAUGAUCCUCUGUAUGAAAAUGAGGAUGGCAUUGAGGAGAGAACAGGGCCUGAGCUGACUGUUAAGGGAGCGAGACUGAAUCUAGCGAUAACAAAUGAAGAGGUAACGGUCUACGUCGGGAAGUCCCUGUGUACCGCUGUGACUGUGGGUGCGGGUGCUCUGUCAUGCAAAUUACCUGUAGAUGCGCCAGCUGCUGGUGAUUACCUAGGCAUGAAUGCAACGAGGGGUCUACCUGUUGUUUGGGUGAUUCAUGGGACCACACUAUCCUUCAACAUUGGUUACUUCCAGUACCCAGUUGAUAAUACCGUACUAAUUGUAUGCGUAGUCAGUGUUGGCGUGCUGGUGUUGGCUGGGUUGUUAGCUGUUGGCCUAUACAAGAAAUCCAAGGGAGCGCAGGAGGAAGUAGACAAGCGUCUGGACGAUAUCGACAACGUGCAAGCGAAACUGGCUGAUGAUAUGAGAACAGCUUUUGCUGAGCUGCAGACAGAUGUUUCAGAUGUGACCAGUGACUUGGAAGGGAUCGGCAUGCCGUUUAACAGUCACCGCGAAUACGCCACCAACAUGCUGUUCAUAGGCCAAGACACCAAACCAAUGACAACUGACCCUGAGAAUCCUGAGGAGCAUGUUGAGAAGGCAAUGAAGAAGUUCAGUGAUGCCCUCGGCAACAAGACGUUCUUGCUGAUGUUCCUACAGACACUGGAUGCCCAGAGCAAGGCCAAACUCUCCGUCAAAGACAGAGGAGCCAUUGCUUCCUUGUUGACUGUAAUCAUGGUGGCUGAGGGCAAACUGGACUACCUAUCUGACGUGCUGUUCAGUUUGAUGGCUAAGCUGGUGCAAGAUGAACUGGAUGCCAACAGGCCUAGGCAGCUCUUCCGUCGAACGGAGACCAUUCUUGAGAAGCUGUUGUCCAAUUGGAUCACUCUGUGUCUGUAUGAUUCACUGAAGGAUCACACGGCCUACCCCUUGUUCGUUCUGUACCGCGCCAUCAAGUGUCACAGUGAGCACGGACCCAUGGACAUCAUCUCUGGCCAGGCCAAGUUCACGCUGAGCGAUGAGAAGCUACUCACUGAGGACAUUGAUUACCGAGAGAUGGUGCUUACUGUCAUUGUGAACAAUGCUGAUGGGGAGACCAAAGAAGUCAAGGUGCUAGACGUGGACACCAUCUCCCAAGUCAAGGAGAAGAUCCUGGAUGCCAUCCAUCGCAGCCAGCCUUACUCCAGGAGGCCCAGCGCCGAUCAAGUCGAUCUAGAAUGGCAUGCUGGCGCUAAUGGACGUCAAAUCCUGCGUGAUGUGGAUCACACGAGUGUCACGUCGGAUGGAUGGAAGAGAGUGAAUACACUCCGGUUCUAUCACGUUCCUAACAAGUCUACCAUGGCCUUAUUGGGAGGAUCAUCUGGCACUCAGAAGCCAGCAUCAGACGAUAACGUGUACGUGAAUUUUGGGUCUGACGACACACAAGCGAGUGCUUCUGCCAGUAACUACAUGCCCAUGAAGCCUGCUUCCCGGCCACCACGCAGUAACCGUUUCACUAUGGUAGAGGCACCAGACGAUGAUGCCAAAAUCUGGCAUCUGCUCAAAUGUGAGGAGAGCGACUAUGGUUCUGCCGACGCAUCUGCCACCAAACGUCGCAACAAGCGCUUGUCCAAACGCCUGUCCAUGAUUGCAUCACGUCCCAAGAAACGGAUCCGUGAGCUCUACAUCCCAAGACUCAUCAGUACUAAGGGCACCAUCCAAGAUUACAUCAACCGCAUGUUCCAGGCCAUCUUAAAUGCCGACACUGCUCCCAAGGCUGUCAAGUACCUGUUUGACUUCUUUGACAGCCAAGCCGUCAGACACAGCAUCCAAGACUCUGAGGCGGUCAGGACCUGGAAGGGCAACAGUCUGUCCCUGCGUUUCUGGUCCAAUGCCAUCCGGCGUCCUGACUUCAUCUUUGAUAUCCGACCCUCUCGCUCUGUGGAGUCCAGUCUAGGAAUCAUCGCCCAGGCCUUCUACGAUGCCCACAAUGCCAGCGAUCAGAAACUCAGCAAGGAUUCGGACCUGAGCAAGCUGCUCUUCAACAAGGAUCUGCCUCGCAUUCAGUCCCUGGUAGAGGAUUACUACGACGGCAUCUCCAACAAGCCACGAGUGACUCUACAAGAACUCAACAAUGAGAUGUCACAGACUUCCCAGAGUUUCACGGGUCUGUUCAGCAAGCUGAGUACCCUUCUGCAACUCUGGCACUACGUCAAGAAAUACAACACCAAGAUUGUGGAGGCCUGCGAGGAUGAUGACGCUUGUAAGAAUGAGCAUCUUGCCUACAAGCUGGUUGAGGUGGAGACGAUCCUGGACAAUGAAGACUGCGACGCACAGGAGGCUGUCUAAAACAGCCCGCACGGGCUGUAAGCAUGGCUAUGGAUACAUGAGUAUGGCCACAACAGUGAUUAUGGCCUGUAAGUGUAAGCAUGGCUAUGGAUACAUGAUUAUGGCCACAACAGUGAUUAUGGCCUGUAAGUAUGGCUAUGGAUACAUGAUUAUGGCCACAACAGUGAUUAUGGCCUGUAAUUGUAAGCAUGGCUAUGGAUACAUGAUUAUGGCCACAACAGUGAUUAUGGCCUGUAAGCAUGGCUAUGGAUACAUGAUUAUGGCCACAACAGUGAUUAAGGCCUGUAAGCAUGGCUAUAGAUACAUGAUUAUGGCCACAACAGUGAAAAUGGCCUGAAAGCAUGGCUAUGGUUACAUGAUUAUGGCCACAACAGUGAUUAUGGCCUGUAAGUGUAAGCAUGGCUAUGGAUACAUGAUUAUGCCCACAACAGUGAUUAUGGCCUGUAAGCAUGGCUAUGGAUACAUGAUUAUGGCCACAACAGUGAUUAUGGCCUGUAAGCAUGGCUAUGGAUACAUGAUUAGGGCCACAACAGUGAUUAUGGCCUGUAAGCAUGGCUAUGGAUACAUGAUUAUGGCCACAACAGUGAUUAUGGCCUGUAAGUAUGGCUAUGGAUACAUGAUUAUGGCCACAAACAGUGAUUAUGGCCUGUAAGCAUGGCUAUGGUUACAUGAUUAUGGCCUCAACAGUAAUUUAGAGCUGAGAUAUGUACUUUUCAUUACCCAGCAUUUUUUUUUCUACAGGUGUGACUUUACACAGAAACUUUAUAAUUGAUUUUUUUUAAUCAGCAUUAGAUUAAUCCAUGUGAUAUAUAUUUCAGAUCUGGUCUUUGUACAGCAGAUAACCAAAUCAGAAAACAAAAAGCGUUCAGUUUUGCUUCUUGGCUGAGAAUGUGUUUGUGAUGACGACAGUGUGAAGAAUCAUGUCUAAAUAACUGCAUCAGUACACAGAUAUAUAACUUACACGGGAACAUACAUGUACAAAUUACUGAGCCUAUAUUUGAAAACUCGCAUACAUGUAUCAAUUUAUUCAGAAGAAACUGCAGUAAAUUGAUAUGUAAGGGAACAAACAGUGACAGUUUCUCCUUUGUGUAUUUUGGGUAAAUUAAAGUUGAUUUUUUUUAGCGACUUUGAAUUCCAGCAAUAAGGAGGGACAAGAAAGAAGAAAAAAACGAAAAUCUGCUGAACUGAUAAAAUAUAAAACAAAUAAAUGCCUUCAGGUUUUUGGGGAAAAUGCAAGAUUUGGGGUGCAUAUUUUAGGGUAUUGCAAGUAUAAUCAAAUGACAUGUAAUUUUGAAAUGCUGGAAUAUGUGAAGCUGGGUUUCACAGCAGUUUUUUUUAACCUUGCAUGAAAUGCAACAAAAAGCUUUUUAAAGUAGGUUUUCAAAGUGAAUAAACAUGUCUUCUGCCAAAUUUUACACAAGGAAUGCAUGCCAACUUGCGGAAAUGUAAGUCAAAUAAUGUAUAAUGUGAUUUUUUUAAUUUAUGCCAAUGCUUUUUGUAAUCAUGGAUCUGAAAUUGUUUUAAUCAGUUCUGUACUAGCAUUUUAAAUAUCUUGAUAAUAAAUGCAAAAUAUUGGUGGAGAUUU
Messenger RNA from Patiria miniata (bat star), 7462 nucleotides. Its product is annotated as plexin-B-like. Gene Ontology annotation, cellular component: semaphorin receptor complex. Gene Ontology annotation, molecular function: semaphorin receptor activity; protein binding. Gene Ontology annotation, biological process: regulation of cell migration; positive regulation of axonogenesis; semaphorin-plexin signaling pathway involved in axon guidance. The transcript is spliced from 36 exons. Lineage: Eukaryota; Metazoa; Echinodermata; Asteroidea; Valvatida; Asterinidae. The annotation marks the transcript as partial. The record is from RefSeq and is a predicted model, not a curated record.